Molecule: messenger RNA, 690 nt
Organism: Frankliniella occidentalis (western flower thrips)
Lineage: Eukaryota; Metazoa; Arthropoda; Insecta; Thysanoptera; Thripidae
Exons: 4
Coding region: 128-625 (165 amino acids)
Source: RefSeq, a predicted model, not a curated record
AACAACAUAACCAAAUCUUUAACUUGUCAUCCGAUUAGAAGCGUUGAGACAUAACUUGGAGCUAGGUGUAAAAUCAUUGUUGUAGUCGUUCAUUCUUCCUUUUCGUUCAGAUUGUAAGCCGAUCGAAAUGUCGUCUACCGAUGACCCUACUGAUUGUUCUCUUCUUCCAGUUAAAAGGCGACGCUCAAGCAUACUGAGGCGAACGUCUGUUGCUCCAGCAAUUAUCAACUCUGAAUUUGCUCAUAGACAGUAUGUUUUGGAGGCUCAACAAGAGGCACAAGAAUGGAUUGAUCUCGCCAAGCAGCGACGUCAACAAGCCAAAAUAGCAGAAGCUGCGCUGGAACAGGUUUCGGAACACCCUCCAACUCUUACAUUUGAUAAUGUCGAAGGUGACCUCACACCAGAGGACUUGGAAUUUCUUGCUCAGCGGCCUGAUUAUGAAAAAAUAUCUAAAGCCUCAGACAAUCUUUUUGAGAAAGUUGCCCUCCUUAAAACUAAGAUUGAAAAUGUACACUCUCAGGGUAAAGCUUCUGAGUUCUUGGUUAAAUGUCGUGCUAAUUCAAUAGCAUCAAAUAUCUGUAUGUACAAUGAUUUAGCACCGGUAAAACAAUGUACUAUCCCAUAAUUCAUGAUGCUCUUUAUUUCCUGUUCCCUAUUAAUUUAAAAUAAAGUAAUAAGUUAAAUUUGAAA